AUGGCUCUCGUUAAAGUAGUCAAAAAUCGCGCUUACUUCAAACGCUUCCAAGUUAAAUUCAAGAGACGACGUCUGGGCAAAACUGAUUACUAUGCACGCAAACGUCUAACUGUCCAAGACAAGAAUAAGUACAACACGCCCAAGUAUCGACUUAUUGUGCGUUUUACAAACAAGCGAGUUACUGCACAGAUUGCUUAUUCUCGGAUCCAGGGCGACAUCAUCGUUAACGCUGCUUAUUCUCAUGAGCUUCCACGUUACGGCAUCAAGCUUGGCCUUACCAAUUAUGCUGCUGCUUAUGCAACGGGUCUAUUGUUAGCACGCCGUCAUUUGCAAAAACUGAAACUCGAUUCAGUUUAUAAGGGAAAGGAAGAGGUUGAUGGAGAAUAUUAUGAUGUUGAGGGUAGCAAUCCAAAUCCUGAGUCUCGCUUCUUUGGUUUCGACAAUGAGUCAAAGCAAUAUAAUGCUGAGGCACACCGUGAUCGUAUUUUUGGGAAGCACGUGGCCGAUUACAUGAAAUAUUUGAAGGAGCAAGACGAAGAGGCGUAUAAACGCCAAUUCUCUAAAUUUCUUAAAGAAGGCAUAGAACCAGAUUCGAUUGAGGGUAUUUAUAAGAAAGCUCAUGAGGCGAUUCGUGCUGAUCCUUCACAUACAAAGAAAGAACCAAAGAAGCCUGCAGAGAAGAAACGUUGGAAUGCUAAGAAGUUAACUUUGCGUGAGCGUAAACAUCGUGUCGCCAACAAAAAGGCAUAUUUGUUGCAUUUGAAGGAUUUACAAGGACAGCAAUUGGAAGCUUAA
Meloidogyne enterolobii is the source of this 795-nucleotide messenger RNA. NCBI's taxonomy places the organism in Eukaryota, Metazoa, Nematoda, Chromadorea, Rhabditida, Meloidogynidae. The record is from the annotation of a GenBank genome assembly.